AGUCCCCCGGCGGGGUUGCCGUGGAGACCGAGCGAGCUUUGUGGAUGCCCUGGCGCGCUGAGGCCUGGCCUUCUGCUGUCUGUCUGCGGAGGGGACCCACAGGACCGACGCCAAGAUGAUGCUUUCAAGGGCCAAACCUGCUGUAGGCGGGGACCUACCACAUACUGACAAAAGAAAGAAGAAAGGUAGGAAGAUUCCAAAACUAGAGGAGCUACUUUCACAAAGAGAUUUCACUGGAGCUAUUACCCUGUUGGAGUUCAAACGUCAUGUUGGGGAACAAGAAGAGGAUACUAAUUUGUGGAUUGGAUACUGUGCUUUUCACCUGGGUGACUACAAGAGAGCUUUGGAGGAAUAUGAAAAUGCAACAAAAGAGGAAAAUUGCAAUCCUGAAGUCUGGGUGAAUCUAGCCUGUACCUACUUUUUUCUUGGAAUGUAUAAGCAAGCUGAAGCAGCUGGAUUUAAAGCUCCAAAAAGCCGACUUCAAAACCGCCUCCUCUUCCACUUGGCUCACAAGUUUAAAGAUGAGAAGAAGUUGAUGAACUUUCAUCAGAAUCUUCAGGAUGUCACAGAAGAUCAACUCAGUUUGGCUUCAAUCCACUAUAUGCGAUCUCACUACCAAGAAGCUAUUGAUAUUUAUAAGCGAAUACUUCUAGAUAACAGGGAAUACCUUGCCCUCAAUGUUUACGUGGCCCUUUGCUACUACAAGUUGGAUUACUAUGAUGUGUCUCAAGAAGUUCUGGCUGUUUAUCUUCAGCAAAUCCCUGAUAGUACCAUCGCACUCAAUCUCAAGGCCUGUAAUCACUUUCGCCUUUACAACGGCAAAGCAGCUGAGGCAGAACUCAAAAGCUUGAUGGACAACGCUUCUUCUUCCUUUGAAUUUGCUAAAGAACUCAUCAGGCAUAAUCUGGUUGUUUUCCGAGGAGGUGAAGGGGCUUUGCAGGUUUUGCCUCCCCUAGUUGAUGUCAUUCCUGAAGCUAGGCUAAACUUAGUGAUUUACUACCUUCGUCAAGAUGAUGUACAAGAAGCUUAUAACUUAAUUAAGGAUCUGGAACCCACUACUCCUCAGGAGUAUAUCCUCAAAGGAGUGGUCAAUGCAGCCCUUGGCCAGGAAAUGGGUUCGAGGGAUCAUAUGAAAAUUGCCCAGCAGUUCUUCCAGUUGGUGGGAGGAUCAGCUAGUGAAUGUGAUACAAUACCAGGGAGGCAGUGCAUGGCUUCAUGUUUCUUCCUGCUUAAGCAAUUUGAUGAUGUUUUAAUUUACCUCAACUCAUUUAAGAGUUACUUCUAUAAUGAUGACAUCUUUAACUUUAAUUAUGCCCAAGCCAAAGCUGCAACUGGCAAUACCAGUGAGGGUGAAGAGAUUUUCCUUUUAAUCCAAAGUGAGAAGAUGAAAAAUGACUACAUUUACCUCAGUUGGCUAGCUCGGUGCUACAUUAUGAAUAAGAAACCAAGACUAGCCUGGGAACUUUAUCUCAAGAUGGAAACCUCUGGCGAGUCCUUUAGCCUCUUACAGCUGAUUGCUAAUGACUGCUACAAGAUGGGCCAGUUUUACUAUUCAGCCAAGGCAUUUGAUGUCUUAGAGAGGCUGGAUCCUAACCCUGAAUAUUGGGAAGGCAAGAGAGGUGCCUGCGUAGGCAUAUUCCAGAUGAUCUUGGCCGGGAGAGAACCCAAAGAGACCCUACGAGAAGUGCUCCACUUACUGAGGAGCACGGGUAACACGCAGGUAGAGUACAUCAUCCGGAUCAUGAAGAAAUGGGCCAAAGAGAACAGAGUGCCUGUCUGACGCGGCUCCCGAGUCCUGAGGAACCAGUCAGCACUUCGGCAGAAACUUGGAAAUCACUUUCCUCACGUCAACGUAAGGUGCAGGGCCGUUGGAUUGACAUUUCCUUUCUCGCUCAUUGAGCCUGAAGGUCAGUGGGUGGCUUGCUUAGGCCUAGCCUCCUGGCCUGACCGAGUGCAGUGCUGUGGUCUGUGCUGUGGCUUCUGAAAUAUCCAAUGAGCAAUAAGACUUUGGACUUGUCUGGUGCCUUUCUUCCAAAAAUACUCUUACGUACUUUACUGACUUUAAAGAGAAUGGCAUAAUUUUUAAAAUAUAUAUUAGCAUUCCAUGGCAUUUUCUCCAAGCUGCAAUAACAAUACCUUUGAUACUCAAGGGUCACCAUUAUUCUAUCUUAAUUUUAGCCAUCUAUGUACAUUUUUCUGAUUACUGGGGAGUUCCAUAAAAGGUUUUGUAUUGUAUCUCUGAAUCUUGGUCGAGGAGAGGUUAUAAAUAGUUAUAUCAUUCUAAGAAUGGCAGCAGUAUCCUUUAUCAAACUGUUCAGUCAUUAAUGGAUAAGAGGCUGACAGGGUGACUCUUGCAGUGGUUGAAUUCUUGAUGACAUUACAGUGGAGUAACAUGAGUAUUGCAGUUUUUUAAAAGGUGAGUACAAUGAAAAAAAUCUGUGUGGGACAUUUAAAGGUAUUCAGGAAACAAAGUAUAAAAAUCUCAUCAGUCACUUCUCCAUUAUAUUUUAGGUAACAUAGCAGGUUAGGUUUUUUUCUUCAAGUAUCUAGCUGAAUAAACAUCAAUUUUGAAAGCAGGGCUACAAAGAUUAUUUAUUAACGUAAUGGUAAUAAUACAUAUAAUAGUAAUAAUACAUGGAUCGUGUAGAGCCCUUUGAGGGAUCUCCUAAUGGCUGGACUCUUUUUCCUAAGUUGUAUUCCAGCCCAAUGUUUCUGAGCUCUCGCAGCAUAAACCUAUUAUAAAAAAGAAUUUUUAGGCUUACAACCUAUUUUCAGAAAAUAGACCUACGUGUUUUUUAUGUACCACAUUACCUUUGUUUCUCCAUUAUAUGAUUUUUUUUCUAUUAGUUUAAGGUUCCAGCAUUACAGGUGUAGCGAGUGCAGAGCCAUUCCUAUCUAGCAUGAGAACCGAAAGUCAUAAUUCCUUGAAGCACCAAAGACAAGAA
This is a messenger RNA of Camelus dromedarius (Arabian camel), 2945 nucleotides long. It is a transcript of the gene IFT56, whose product is annotated as intraflagellar transport 56. Gene Ontology annotation, cellular component: ciliary base; ciliary basal body; intraciliary transport particle B. The transcript has 18 exons. Gene Ontology annotation, molecular function: intraciliary transport particle B binding; protein binding. The coding region runs from base 116 to 1780 and encodes 554 amino acids. The record is from RefSeq and is a predicted model, not a curated record. Gene Ontology annotation, biological process: intraciliary transport involved in cilium assembly; intraciliary anterograde transport. Lineage: Eukaryota; Metazoa; Chordata; Mammalia; Artiodactyla; Camelidae.